Dentiscutata erythropus is the source of this 125-nucleotide messenger RNA. The record is from the annotation of a GenBank genome assembly. Lineage: Eukaryota; Fungi; Glomeromycota; Glomeromycetes; Diversisporales; Gigasporaceae.
AAUUUGUUGAAGAUAUUAGUAAACAGUCAGAUUCAGGCAAAAGUUCACAAAUCGAUGAUGAUAAUAACAAGAAUUCUAUGAUACCUAAACUGAAAAAUCCAAAUAAACAUUGUGGAAGGGGAUGA